UGGACGUCGUCGGCUGAACUUGGUGCAUAUCUGUUUCGCCCCGCAUCCCUGGUAUAUAGGAGUCGUCAGUAGUUAACAACUCGCAAAGUUGGAGCCGCAACGCAUCCGAUUGAAGUCACCAGAUUAUCCAGUUGACGGUCAUACCUGGGAUUGGAGCUCAGCUUAUGCGCAUCUCCAUAGGUUAGCACAGUGGGUUUGGAUCAUAGGCAACAGUAUUAUAACAUAAAUUUCAACUGCAGCUCUAUCAAAUAUGAGAACGUUGUUGCUGCUGCUGUUGUGCUUCGUGGCUGGUGAGCGCGUGCGGGCGACAAGUGUCACUGCCGGGCCGAUGCAGAUUGAUUCCAUGGAUGCAGACGUUAUAGGUGAUCCGACAAUCCAAACCUGCAGAACAUACCAAGGGAUGUUGUUAUGCCUGGUUGCCACCAUCGCCAAAGCAAACACCAUCCACCUGGCGUUAAGAAUUCGUGGUUACACGGCUGUGCAGGCAGACAUAACUGCCUCUUCUCCCGGCCAAAUCUGCGUGUAUCUUGUCCCGGGUACCCCCAUACAACAACUGUGUAUGAUCCACAGUAACGUUGACUGGACCAGAUACACGGCGUGCGUUGAUGUAUCCGUCAAGAUGAAUGGCCAAAUGUACUGGGAUCCCUUUGGAUGCUUUCAAAUCCCGAACACAAGCUCGUUCAAUUUGGGAGAAUUAUUUUCAAGUGAUGGGAUGGUUACCUCGGCUGCCAGUGAUGAUCCGACAUGCAAACCCGGUGAAUGUCAAAUUUGCAAGUCUUAUCAAGGAAGUGAAGUAUGCCUGGUUGCCACUAUCACUAAUACAGACACCAUCCAUCUGGCGUUAGUAACCAGUGGUUACACACUGGUGGAGGGAGACAUCACGGCCUCCUCUCACAAUCCGAUCUGCGUGGAUAAUGUACCAGGUACCCCCAUACAGCAACUAUGUAUCAACCCCAGUAACGUUGACAUGACCAGCUUCAAAGCGUGUGUGGACGUAUCCAUUAAGGUGAAUGGCCAAGUGUAUACUGUACCCAUGGGCUGUUUCCAAAUCCCGAAACCAAGCUUAAGUUAUCUGCAAGAAUUAUUUUCAAGUGAUGGGAUGGUUACCUCGGCCGCCAGGGAUGAUCCGACAUGCAAACCCGGUGAAUGCCAAAUAUGCAAGUCUUAUCAAGGAAGCGAAGUAUGCUUGGUUGCCACUAUCAGUAAUGCAGACACCAUCCAUCUGGCGUUAGUAACCAGUGGUUACACACUGGUGGAGGGAGACAUCACGGCCUCCUCUCACAAUCCUAUCUGCGUGGACAAUGUCCCAGGUACCCCCAUACAGCAACUAUGUAUCAACCCAAGUAACGUUGACAUGACCAGCUUCAAGGUGUGUGUGGACGUAUCCAUUAAGGUGAAUGGCCAAGUGUAUACUGUACCCAUCGGCUGUUUCCAAAUCCCGAAACCAAGUUUAAGUUAUCUGCAAGAAUUAUUUUCAAGUGAUGGGAUGGUGACCUCGUCCGCCAGUGAUGAUCCGACAUGCAAACCCGGUGAAUGUCAAAUUUGCAAGUCUUAUCAAGGAAGCGAAUUAUGCCUAGUGGCCACUAUCACUAAUCCAGACACCAUCCAUCUGGCGUUAGUAACAAGUGGUUACACACUGGUGGAGGGAGACAUCACGGCCUCCUCUCACAAUCCGAUCUGCGUGGACAAUGUCCCAGGUACCCCCAUACAGCAACUGUGUAUCAACCCCAGUAACGUUGACAUGACCAACUUCAAGGCGUGUGUGGGCGUAUCCAUUAAGUUGAAUGGCCAAGUGUAUACUGUACCCAUCGGCUGUUUUCAAAUCCCGAAGCCAAGCUUAAGUUAUCUGCAAGAAUUAUUUUCAAGUGAUGGGAUGGUGACCUCGUCCGCCAGUGAUGAUCCGACAUGCAAACCCGGUGAAUGCCAAAUUUGCAAGUCUUAUCAAGGAAGCGAAUUAUGCCUAGUGGCCACUAUCACUAAUCCAGACACCAUCCAUCUGGCGUUAGUAACAAGUGGUUACACACUGGUGGAGGGAGACAUCACGGCCUCCUCUCACAAUCCGAUCUGCGUGGACAAUGUCCCAGGUACCCCCAUACAGCAACUGUGUAUCAACCCCAGUAACGUUGACAUGACCAACUUCAAGGCGUGUGUGGGCGUAUCCAUUAAGUUGAAUGGCCAAGUGUAUACUGUACCCAUCGGCUGUUUUCAAAUCCCGAAGCCAAGCUUAAGUUAUCUGCAAGAAUUAUUUUCAAGUGAUGGGAUGGUGACCUCGUCCGCCAGUGAUGAUCCGACAUGCCAACCCGGUGAAUGUCAACUUUGCAAGUCUUAUCGAGGAAGCGAACUAUGCCUAGUGGCCACUAUCACUAAUCCAGACACCAUCCAUCUGGCGUUAGUAACAAGUGGUUACACACUGGUGGAGGGAGACAUCACGGCCUCCUCUCACAAUCCGAUCUGCGUGGACAAUGUCCCAGGUACCCCCAUACAGCAACUGUGUAUCAACCCCAGUAACGUUGACAUGACCAGCUUCAAGGCGUGUGUGGGCGUAUCCAUUAAGCUGAAUGGCCAAGUGCAUACUGUACCCAUCGGCUGUUUCCAAAUCCCGAAGCCAAGCUUAAGUUAUCUGCAAGAACUGCUUAUAGAUGUUUUCCGAACGGACACCAUCAGUGUUGACCAGGAAGAUGACACGUUUGACUUCGCCAUUGGAGAUGAUGACGGCACUGUUGAUGAUGACCCCACAGGUGUGGAUGACGGGAAAACGAUAUGUCACAGAGGAAUGUGUAAAAUAUGCCACCAUCACAAAAAUAUGAAAGCCUGUGUUAUUGCCAAGGCAACCAAGAGAGGAAUGGGUCUCGGACUGGUUGUCAACCACCACAUCCUCCUGAAGGGAAGACUGAGAAAUGAUUCUCCUAUCUGCACGCGUCACGUGCCCAGGUUCCCGGCUGUAAAGUCAGUGUGUCUGGUACCCAGCCGAGUGGACACGACGAAACAGGCCGCGUGCGUCAACGUCACCGCUGAGGUUCGAGACCGGAAGUUCAACCGCUCUGUAGGCUGCUUCAAAAUCCCUCGAGACGACAUCGACGCUCUUCCGGAACUCCAAGGUUUAUUCAGCUCGUUCAUGCAUCGCCUUGUGACUUCCGAUGACGUAUCAACCGGCAGUGACGUUAUCAAUGACAACAAAAAAAACGAUGAUCAGACAUUACGAUUCAAGGGCCAUUAAUAAUAGCGCUCAGUCACGUUGACAGUGCGCUUUGUUUUUAUGAAGUUUUUAGAUAUGAUUAAGAAAAUCCAAGUUAUGAAACUAAAAUGGUCUUGAAAUUCCUUUAAUGAGAAUAGAUCAAUAGGAGGUUAAGUAGAAUCUCAAAUAAAAUGUUGCUGAUAAAGUAUUAGUGCUGAACAGAUAAAGAUGAAGAUACAACGUGUAUACUUCAGAAACGAGCAUACAAUAUUGGCAACUCUUAGAAAUACUGCACGGACUUUGUAUGCAAUAUUUUUUGUAUAUUUUGUACAUGGAACUCGUGUACUCUAUGCUCGACUUGCCACAAUUUGCUUCCUGUUUUUCUAAUGCUACUUAUAUAUUAUGUAUGUACUCCUCCCCCCUCCCUCCUCUCUUUGUAAUUGCACUACUGAAUUUCUUCAAUAAAGCUUAUUCUAUAUGA
This is a messenger RNA of Dreissena polymorpha, 3656 nucleotides long. RefSeq lists its product as uncharacterized. The transcript is spliced from 35 exons. The coding region runs from base 251 to 3217 and encodes 988 amino acids. The record is from RefSeq and is a predicted model, not a curated record. NCBI's taxonomy places the organism in Eukaryota, Metazoa, Mollusca, Bivalvia, Myida, Dreissenidae.